AUGAAGUUCCACGGAAGCCUCACGACAUUUACCGCUCUCAUUGGCCUCGCCCAUGCACUUCCAGCCGCUCAUCCAGCUGCUAUUCCAGCAGAAGGACUUACCACUGAAGACAUAAUCAAACUAUCUGAGGGUUAUUCGCCAUCCAAUUUCAAUGGAAGGAAGCGUGACGGAUGCCACUCCAAUAACGUCCUCCGUCGACUUCGCGACAAGCGAUAUAGCGAAAGCGCAAGCGCUUUCUGCUCCAAAUUUAUUCAAUCCACAAUCACGGACACCGUGCUUGUCCCGGCAACUAUUACGACUGAAGCAACGGAAACGCCACCACCUACGUUUGUAACAGUGACUGACGUCUCUAUUUUGACCGAAACAGAUACUUCCACCUCAACCUUAUUCAUCCCAACCACAGACGUUCCUAUCCCAAAUAUCGUAAAACGCUCCCAGAUCGCUUACCCUUCAUGGCUCUCCACUCAAUACUCUCCACCCCGUGUCUCUAGCGCUUGCUCCUGCUUCAUCGCCGCUCCUUCCAACCCCACCCACGUCACCAAUACCAUAGUCACGGGCACAGCGACUGCCUUCUCAAAAACCAUAACCCUUCCGCCUGUUGUCUCUAUAGUCACCGAGUCCGUAACCACAAUAACCACAAUAACCUCAAUAGUUGGGACGUCAAAGAUCAUAAACUGCAAGGUGACUCCAGCCUGUCGUACCGCCAGUGCAGAGCCUAUCGACUUUCUCACCGGUUAUACGUACGAACAAUGCAAGACACGAUGUCUGGAAACCGAAGGUUGCCUAUCGAUUCAGUUCGGGGUUGCGGGGAGCGUUCCGGGAGUAUGCCUUUUGUCAGCGUCGACUGUGGAGAAUACUUAUGGGGAAAUUAGUCGGGAAUCGCCAAUAUGCACCUGGUGGUAUAUGGACGAUGUGGAAUGUAUUUAUUUGGACUAA
Molecule: messenger RNA, 936 nt
Organism: Orbilia oligospora ATCC 24927
Lineage: Eukaryota; Fungi; Ascomycota; Orbiliomycetes; Orbiliales; Orbiliaceae
Exons: 2
Coding region: 1-936 (311 amino acids)
Source: RefSeq, a predicted model, not a curated record